Molecule: messenger RNA, 411 nt
Organism: Lathyrus oleraceus (garden pea)
Lineage: Eukaryota; Viridiplantae; Streptophyta; Magnoliopsida; Fabales; Fabaceae
Exons: 2
Coding region: 1-411 (136 amino acids)
Source: RefSeq, a predicted model, not a curated record
AUGGCACCUUUUGAAGCCUUGUAUGGUCGAAGGUGCAUAACACCUUUAUGUUGGCACGAAUUUGGUGAAAGUGUAGUGCUUGGACCUGAGAUUGUCCAACAGACUACUGAGAAGGUGAAGCUGAUUCGGGAGAUGAUGAAAGCUUCACAGAGUAGGCAGAAAAGCUACCAUGAUAAGAGGAAAAAGGAUCUUGAGUUUCAAGAGGGAGACCAUGUAUUCUUGAGAGUCAUUAUGUAUGUUCCAGAUCCGUCUCAUGUGAUUCUGAUGGAUGAUAUUCAGGUGAGGGAUAACCUUACAAUUGAGGCUCAGCCUAUAAGGAUUGAUGAUCGAGAACUGAAACAGUUGAGAGGCAAAAAGAUAGCUCUCGUGAAGGUAGUGUGGGGAGGCACUGCCGAAGGAAAUAUGGCUUAG